AUGUCCACCCUGGUAGAGCAGCUAUCUGCUAGACAGUCGUUCAGCAACCGGCUGCCUCCACCGUGGAUGCCUCUACUUGGCUGCAGUCCCCCCAAGGGCUCCUCUGCGUCCGGCCGGCAGGUGGAGGGAGGGAGUGAGGUUCACAGAGAAGCUUCUAACGGGUCAGGGUGGAAGACGGAGCUCCUCCCUUCUGCCCACGUUGUGCAGAAGGCUGGAGAUGGACUGAGCUGUGUGUCGCAGAGAAGGACUCUGGUUUGGCAAACUGCUGACCUCUGCCACACGCCACUUGGAAGGGCUUCUCCCUGA
Rangifer tarandus platyrhynchus (Svalbard reindeer) is the source of this 306-nucleotide messenger RNA. NCBI's taxonomy places the organism in Eukaryota, Metazoa, Chordata, Mammalia, Artiodactyla, Cervidae. The record is from the annotation of a GenBank genome assembly.